Salvelinus namaycush (lake trout) is the source of this 841-nucleotide messenger RNA. RefSeq names its product sodium/hydrogen exchanger 9B2-like. Gene Ontology annotation, molecular function: antiporter activity. Gene Ontology annotation, cellular component: membrane. Gene Ontology annotation, biological process: proton transmembrane transport. NCBI's taxonomy places the organism in Eukaryota, Metazoa, Chordata, Actinopteri, Salmoniformes, Salmonidae. The transcript is spliced from 6 exons. The annotation marks the transcript as partial. The record is from RefSeq and is a predicted model, not a curated record.
AUGGAAUUGGACAGUAAGCGCUACUCUCGAAUGGAGGAGGAUGGAGAACAACAUAAAGACACUGAGGCUGUGGGCGUGGCGAAUGCCCAGUGCACCAUGGGAGAGGAGACGAAGUGUAAUGACAUCACAGUGAUCGUUUCUAACUCCACCCCCUUCCGGAUCGCCCCACUGGAGCACUGUUUAAAGGCUCCGUCUGGGCUCCUGGCAUAUCUCAUCACCACAGUGUGUCUGGGAGCGUUGUUGUUUGGUGUGGUCUGGUCCAUCGCUGAGAAGGAGUGUUAUCCAGGGGGGAAUCUGUUCGGCAUCAUCAUCUUGUUUCUCUGUGCUGUGUGUGGAGGAAAACUGGUCGGACUGAUCCAACUCCCCACACUGCCCCCCUUCCCCCCUUUACUUGGUAUGUUGCUGGCAGGUCUGGUGCUGCGUAACGUCCCGUAUGUAACGGAGGCGGUCCAAAUUGAGCAGGCCUGGUCAGCAGCUCUGAGGAAUAUCGCUCUGGCCAUCAUACUGACCCGUGCUGGACUGGGCCUCAACCCUUCGGCUCUCCGCAGACUCAAGGGGGUGUGUGUGCGACUGGCAGUAGGACCGUGUACAGUGGAGGCAUCGACAGUAGCUGUGAUGUCUCACUUCCUGAUGGGCUUGCCCUGGAUCUGGGGAUUCAUACUGGGGUUUGUUCUGAGUGCUGUAUCUCCAGCGGUGGUUGUGCCCUCCAUGUUGCUGCUCCAGAAGGAUGGCUACGGCGUGGAGAAGGGAAUCCCUACUCUGCUGAUGGCUGCUGGGAGUUUUGAUGACAUCCUGGCCAUCACAGGGUUCACCACCUGUCUGGGCGUGGCCUUCGCCUCAG